Messenger RNA from Pediculus humanus corporis (human body louse), 3546 nucleotides. RefSeq lists its product as uncharacterized. Lineage: Eukaryota; Metazoa; Arthropoda; Insecta; Psocodea; Pediculidae. The record is from RefSeq and is a predicted model, not a curated record. The coding region runs from base 1 to 3546 and encodes 1181 amino acids. The transcript has 11 exons.
AUGUCUUAUCACUCACUAAGUGAAUCUAAAAAAAAAGAUGUGCACUCUUUAGAUGAUGGACAAUUAAAAGCUUUACUUGACGAGGCUAUCCAGUAUAAAAAUCCAAAAGAUAGAGAAGGGAAAAGUAAAAUAUUUCGGGAACUUCUUCAAAAAGUCGAAGCCGACGAUAGUGACUAUAGCUAUCCCGUAGUUGGUAUAAGGGGAAGUGGUGGGCGACGAGCAAUCAGAAUCCGUGAAGGAAAUAAAGGUGUACCUGUUUCGGAAAGAGCUACUCGAAGUGGUUCUUUGCAAAAUAUAUUUCACGCAGCUUCCUGUUCCGAAUUUGACACUCAUCAUCCCAGUAGUUCUCGGAAAAAAAAUAAACGACAAGGACCGGGGAGUUCGGUUAGUGCUCGCCAGAGGGAAGGCGGAUCGCUGCCCUCUAAUGUGAAUGCUGGUUGGCCUUUGGAAUCAUGGUCGGAUCAAACGAAAAAGAAAGGACUGUUCGAUCGAGAUCCUAUACAACCAAAUCACGUAACAGUUAGUUUUGGCAACACUGCUUACUGUAAUACAAGCAGUGUUGCCGUCGCAUCAACUCAAGCAAGGAGGCAAACAUUAAAGCAUUCAGCUUCAAACGAGUUACCAUCAAGUAAAAAACCAAAUCCAGGAGAAUUAUAUCCGUUGAGAAGACAUCACUCGAGUAGUGACCAAUUAAAACCGUUCGAAUUGAAUAUAGUCAAGUUGAAGAAUCAGUCGGAAAGUUCUUCAUCGAUGGUGAGGAAAAUGCCGCAGCUUCCAAAGUCAAAUGAAUGCGUAUCAUUUGACAUGAGUAGUCUUAACUUGGAGAUUAAAAAGUUAAGCGAUUCAGAUCCUUCUUUGAAUUUUGAAAAGAAACCUCAAACUUUUCAAAAUAGCGAAAAGUCGUCCAGAGCUAGUUUAGAAGUAGAACCGGUUGAUUCAUCCAUUGAAUUGGGUUUCAAUGAGAAGAGAAUAUUAAAUGGAAUGGAAUCCGUACAAUUGAGUGAUAAUUAUCCUUCGGGACGGUUAAGCGAGCAACCCUUCGGAUUGCGUCCUCACAUGUAUCGCAAUUUGAACAUGAACAUGAACAUGAACAUGAUUGUCAACAUAAGUUCGAAAGCGGCCGCGGCAGCAUCCGCCACGGAUUCUCCCCGAACGGAUGAAAAUGGCAACGCUUUGAACGUGUCGAGUUUAACGACGCGAAUACAGAAAAAGCAAAAAAGAAAAUUGCUGGCUCAGAAAAACACCGUGUUCAGUCACGACAUAGCCGGGUACCGUGGCAAUGCCGAUGUGGAUAUCGUCGUGAAUUUCAUCGAGAGAGGCAAAGCCAAAAAUAAACAGCUUAAAAAAUUGACUAAAGGUAAUAAGAAAAACGAAAAGAAACGUCAAAGCAUGCAAAAAUCUAGUAGUUUCGAAGAUGUGUCGCAGAGAAACAUUGAAGAUCUUAGCGAGAGUUCAGAAAGCGAAAAAACGUCCACCGUCGACAAAUUUGGAAUCAAUAGUGGUAGUGGCACGGAUGCAGGCAUCAAAGAUCGAAGAAAAUUUCCGGAUCAGGUUUUUGUUACGACCGGCAGUAAAAUUGAUUUGAUGAAUGCGGAAGAAGAAGAUGAAAAUAAUUCCGACGGGGAAUUUCAAAUAGUUACUAAGAAACAAAGGAAAAAGAAAAUCGUCAAUCCCAAUCCGAAACUCGUUCGAAACUAUAGAAAUUCGCGGAGGAGUCCCCGGAGGAAAAGCACGUCUUCUGUUCCGCCCAGCGAACGGGGCGGAGAUUCGGAUUUGGACUCGGUGCACAGUUUACCCGUGGGAGGUGCUCCCGCAGUGUCGUAUGCUGACAUAGCAGCUGGAAAUUCUGCUUUUUUCACUCCUAAAGGAAUCAACGAAAUAAGUACUUUUAACGGAAACAGUCCCGAUAAAUUAGAUUGUGCUAAAAAUAAUGAAAUUGAAAGUUGGUGUAACUCCGUUAAUCAACAUUGGGAAAAAUCAAAUGAAAAUUCAUGCAGCAGCAACAACAACAACAACAACAAUUCUAAUAGUAAUAAUAGUAAUAAUAAUAAUAAUAAUAAUAAUAACAAUAACAAUAACAAUAUUAAUAAUAAUAAUAAUUUAAAUAAUAAAAAUAAUAAAAGUAAUGUUAACGCCUCCAACAACGUCAACAACAGCAACAGUGUAAACGGAAGUAAAACCAACGGAAUCAAUACCAAUAAUAAUAAUAAUAAUAAUAAUAAUAAUAAUAAUAUUGUUCAAAACGCUAACAAUUUAAAUGUUAACCAAAUCACUAAUAUCAAUAAUUUUAGUGACUUAAAAAAUUGUUCUAGACAGGAAAAUAGAAAAAAUAAUUUAAGUGUAGUAGAAGUUAAUAACGAAAUAUGUGAUAAUAAUAAUGUGAAAAAGUUUAAAGAUCUUGUUAUUGUUGAUAAAUCUGUUGAUAGCAAAGUCGUGACUCCUAAUAAUAAUAAUAAUAAAGUUAUUGAAUUACCAUUGAAAAAUAAUGACUCUAAAAAAAUUGUAUCUAGUUGUGAUUCGGACCCGUGUAAAUCGACAACGGUCGAUACGAAAUCCGGGGACGGUAAGAAAAAUUGGAAUAAGAAGAAAAUCAGUCGCGAGGAUUUCCCGAGUCUGCCGGUCAAAUCGGAAACUCCGAGUCAAUGCAAACAAAACAAAACAGAAUCUAGUGAACAAAACGCUUUUGGAAAAACGAAGCAAAUUUCUCCGAUUACGGAACCGAAUAAUAACACUAAUAAUAAUAAUAAUAAUAAUAAUAAUAAAAAAUCCGUGGAAGGGGACGUCAAGGGGGACGGAGGAAAUCGAGAGGUCAAAACGCCGAAAAGACCAAAGUCGGAUGAUGAGGGAAAACACCGUCGUUCGAAUCGAUCCAAAAGUGUCGGUCCGAACACGAGACGACCACCCGUUAUUUUGCUUCACGAUGAAAGAACCAAAGACAGUAGUGUGUGCGAAAUCACAUUUGGUUUUGAAAUCAACGAGCAACUUUUGUCUUCGGACGAUUCGACCAUAUUACCGGAUGAUGUGACAACAGCACCAACAGCAGCGGCAGCAGCAACAACGGAGAGCAUUAAUAACGACGUCAUUAGUUAUAAAAGUUCGCGGAAAAAUAAUAAUAAUAAUAAUAAUCACGAUGUUAAUAAAAUAAUUAUUAAUAAUAAUAAUAAUAAUAAUAGAAGCUCGGAAAAUUCGGUUAAAGUCGAUGAGAAAACGUUGACCGUCAACGGAGGAGGGCUCCCCUUUCACGAAAUAAAAGAAAAUGAAAACGCUUAUCAAACGCUUAACUCGACGAAUGCCGUCUUGGGCGAGAUGAUGAAUUCCACCGUAUCGGAAUUUUUCGGUAGGCAAGAAACGAUUCCGAAGAAAAAAUACGCGACAGGAAAUGAUCCGUCUGUCGAUCAUUCCGGCGGGAAUUCCAUUGCCAAUAAAUAUGUUCCUCCGGCAGCUUCAGUCCAAUUUAAUUACGACAAAAUAGUUAGCUUCGUCGGAUUGGCUUGGGAAGAUGUUAUGAGAAAUGGAAAAAUUCAAUACUAUACGGGUGAUAAUUGA